AUGAUGCACGGAAAAGUUGUCAUCUCGCUUUUAAUGUUUGCAGUUGGAACCUACGCUGGUCCAAUUUCAAAAGUUGUUGGUGGUCACAAUGCCCCGCCUGGCAAAUAUCCUUUUCAGAUUAUCACGAAAUAUGGCAAUAGCUUUCUCUGCGGUGGCACAAUCCUAAAUCAUCGUUACAUUUUAACAGCUGCUCAUUGUCUGCAUGGCUUUGAUGUUACUCGCUUUAAAGUUGUCACAGGAAUCAAUCGACAAUCCGAUAAUGGCACCAUCUAUAAUGCAGAAAACCUGAUCAUUCAUGAGAAUUAUAAACCAGGUGGAUAUUCGAAUGAUAUUGGUCUGAUUCAAGUAAAAGAGGACAUUAUUUACUCAAAGGUUGUGCAGCCUGUGCCUUUACCUAGCAAAAAUUUCGAUAACUAUAACGAUGAAGUGAUUCUUAUUGGUUUUGGAAGAUUAGGGAUUGAUAAACCACCUGCUAAAACUUUGCAAGAAGUGAAACUCGAAAUAUACCCCUACUCAAAAUGUAUAUCUCUAGUUCCACAUGUAGGAAAAACCCACGUUUGUACACUUACCAAACCAGGAGAAGGAGCUUGUAAUGGCGAUUCUGGUGGGGCUCUGUUAGCCAAAGGAAAGCAAAUUGGAAUCGUUUCAUUUGGAGCACCAUGUGCAGUAGGACUCCCUGAUGUCUACACUAGAGUUCAAAGUUAUUUAACAUGGAUAAAAAAUAAUUCGAAUUAG
Molecule: messenger RNA, 735 nt
Organism: Belonocnema kinseyi
Lineage: Eukaryota; Metazoa; Arthropoda; Insecta; Hymenoptera; Cynipidae
Product: chymotrypsin-2-like
Exons: 5
Coding region: 1-735 (244 amino acids)
Biological process (GO): proteolysis
Molecular function (GO): serine-type endopeptidase activity
Source: RefSeq, a predicted model, not a curated record